AUGUAUGAACAAGAGCAAGUCGAUUUUGAUACUUUUCUCGAAUCCAUUAGUAAUUAUCUUCUUGAUGAUCAUGAUCAUCCCGAUAAUUUCUUGCACGACCCAUCCGGUUUUAUGGUUUCCAAUAAUGAUAUGAGUAUUCCGGCCAUCUCUGAAGAGUCCUCGAUAAAUAUUGAUCAAGAAAUAUCAUCUCUUUUUGCAGCCAACUCUUGCUCCGGUGAGUCAUAUAGCCGGAGUUCCAGCUAUCUUAUGGAUGAUCCGAUCUGGCCAUUGCCAAAUUUGGAUGACUCUGAGAUCUCUAGCUUAUUAGAUGGUUACAAUGGCGAUAUUGUUCAAAUCCCAAAAAAUUCAAAUCCUAUUCUUGCCAUAACCAUUAACGAGUUGCCGGAUAUUUCAGCAGACAUUCCGGCGACUAGCAGCGAUCUUACCGGUACCUGCUUAGGAUCAGCUACAAGCAUGCCGUUGAAGUGGGAUUUCUCAACAGGAAACGUGGUAACGUUUGGCGAGGAGGUUUUUUCAAGUGGGGAGGAUCAGAAAUCCCCGCCAUGUGUGAAGGACUUUAAUUCUGAUGAAGUUAAGAAUUUUGAAGCUCCCCCAUUACAAUCACAGCCUGAGAGGAAGUAUAGAGGAGUGAGACGACGGCCGUGGGGGAAGUACACAGCAGAGAUGAGGAAUCCGGAGAAGAAAGGGUCAAGAUUAUGGCUUGGGACUUAUGAGACGCCGGAGGAAGCAGCCAUGGCGUACGAUCGAGCAGCAUUUAAGCACCGUGGAUCUCAUGCUUUGCUGAAUUUCCCUCAUUUAACCGAAUCACACAAUGAAAAUCCACAAAGAUAUAUCACAAAAAAACGAUCAUCACCAUCACCAUCUUCAUCUUCAUCGGAUUCUUCAAAGAACAGCCAUCGGAAUAAAAGGAAAAGUUCCGUCUAG
Molecule: messenger RNA, 924 nt
Organism: Lactuca virosa
Lineage: Eukaryota; Viridiplantae; Streptophyta; Magnoliopsida; Asterales; Asteraceae
Source: the annotation of a GenBank genome assembly